This is a messenger RNA of Linum trigynum, 2424 nucleotides long. The record is from the annotation of a GenBank genome assembly. Lineage: Eukaryota; Viridiplantae; Streptophyta; Magnoliopsida; Malpighiales; Linaceae.
GUUGAAGAAAAGGAGGCGCGAAGUGUCAAAAAAGAAUCGAGCUCAGACGCGCUCACAAAUCGUCCGAAGAUCAGGCGACAGUGAGAGGACCACUCCCACAGAGAGCGCAGAGUUCAUCAUAACUCGAAUGCACCAGCCGGGAAUCGAACCCGGGUCUGUACCGUGGCAGGGUACUAUUCUACCACUAGACCACUGGUGCUUGUUAGAUAUUGUGUCUCAUGUUUUAUACAUGUCCUUUAUUUUCCCAUUUCGGUCACCAAUCCUACCAGUAGUAAGAACCAGUAGAACUGUAGAAGGAAGAGAGAGUGCCAGAGUGAAACAACCAGGAGCUUCUGGAUGUGCCGAGGCCCGAGAGAGAGAGUUGAAGCGGGAAAAUGUCGAUUCCUCACUCCAACACACUGUUCUGAUUCCUACGUCCGAUUCCGUGGAAUUCAGCUGUAAAUGGGAUCUCCAAAAAGAAGAAGCUGGUGCUGCUUCCUCUUCGGCUUGCUUGCUUCCUCGGAACUUAACUCUCUCCGGUCAGCUGCUUCUCUCGCGUUAUCCCCCUUCGCAUUUCUUCCGCCCGAAUUUCCAUGUAUUUUUCUAACCGCUUCCCACUGUCACUUGGGAGCAAACAGGAAAUGGGUAGGUUCAGUCUGGGAUUUGAAUUCAGGUUACUUCCAGAUAAAAAUGUAUCAAUGCCAUUUGCAAGUCAGAGGUAUCACCUCUGUGUUGGAAGUCACGUAAUUCCACAUCCCAACAAGGUAGACAGUGUUAGUAAAUUCUUUGUUCCGGACUGUUAGAUAUUGGAUGAUCUCUUCUUGUGCCCUGAUACUAACACUUUUCAUUGGUUGAAAAAGUUGGGGAAGAUGCAUUUUUCAUAAGUAGCUACGGUGGUGGAGUCCUUGCCAUUGCUGAUGGUGUCUCAGGGUAACCUUAAAAUUGACCAGUUGCACCAUUCCGCUCUGUUUCGUUUCGUUCUGCUAGUGCUGGAAGCUGAUAUGCUUUGUUAGUAUCAUUAACCUGCCAACCAAUUGUUAUUGCUUUUCAGUUGGGCUGAAGAGGAUGUCGGUCCUUCACUUUUUUCUAGAGAACUGAUUGCAAAUGCUUCUAGUUUCGUGCCAGAUGAGGAGCUCCUUGAGGCAUUGGUUUAAUCUAGAGCAGGUCAACUAUGGUCCCAAGUUCUCAUCAGAAAAGCACAUGCUGCUACCUCCUCAAUCGGCUCAGCUACCGUUUGUUCUUUGGUCAUUUAGGAUUGUGGCUAUGCUGGAGAGAAAUGGAAUGCUUAAGAUCACAAAUGUUGGAGAUUGUGGACUAAAGCUUAUCCAUGAAGGACAAAUAAUAUUCUCCACUUCUCCCCACAAGAACACUAUUUUGAUUGUCCAUAUCAAUUGAGUUCAGAAACUGUCAGUCAGACAUAUCUCGACGCUAUGGUAUGUUCAUUCAUAUUGCUUCAGCAACACUCUUUCAACUUUUUAUAUUUACACAAUGUUGACGAACUUUCUCAUCUUAUCUACAUUUGAUCCUUCCGCAAAGGUUAGCAGCCUGGAAGUGAUUGAGGGGGAUAUUAUUGUGAUGGGUUCUGAUGGCCUUUUCAACAACGUUUGUGAUCAUGAGAUUGUUUCCACAAUAUGCCAACAUAGAAAUGUUAGUGAUGCUGGUAAGUUAUUUGUUGUAAUUUCGAUGUGUUACUAUUUUCUCUCAUUUUACUAUUUGCCUGUGGUAACUUCGACCAUUUCAAUGGUAGCAAAGGUUCUGGCUAACUUAGCGUGAGUUCAUUCACUGGAUUCGAGUUACGAGUCGCCCUACGCAUUGGAACACAGGUCCAAGGUGACCAUCAAACAAACUUCCAAAAUUCAUUCACAUAUGUUCAUCCAUAGUUGACCUGUAUCUUUAAUGUUGAAACUUCUCAUCAUCUCGAUGAAUUCUCUUGGCAGGCUAUUGAGCUUCCAUGGUGGAAAAAGAUCCUUGGCAUGCAACAAGCAUGGCAGACCCCUUUUCUGUUCAUGCUUCAACAUUUCACUCUCUUUUAGCUGGUAACUCCUCUUUGAAACAUAGCAGAAAUUGUUGACUAACUGCUCGAGCCCUUUGUAGGCAGGUGGGAAGCUUGACAAUAUUACUGUGAUAGUCUGGCCAGAUUGCAAGUUCAUAGUAGACGGGGGAUCAUCGAGUCGGAGAAACAGACCUCCAGGAUGAACCUCAAUCUGAAUGUUGCAGUACAGAAUGCGAACUUGUGCACUUCAUCACAGUGGUAGCUAUGGCGCUUCGAGCAAAUAAAAUCAAUUUGUAUUUGGAUUCGAAGGCAGUUACGGCUUCUCUAAGUUUGGCUCAAUGAUAUUCAUUAACGUUCCAGCCACUUGUAUGCUCAUAACAGUUAAACCUGGGAUGAAGUUAUGUAAUUGACGGCAUUGAAGCAUUUCAAUUCAAUACACAUAGUAUAAUCAA